AUGAUCCACGAGUCCCAGGUUCCUCGAUCGUGCGAUCGAUGCUACGCCGUCAAGGAACGAUGUGAAUGGACAGCCGGCGCCGUCAAAUGUGAACGAUGCACUCGCGUCGGCCACAUGUGCGAGUCAAAACGGCCCAUUAAGCGACCCGGCCGUCCACCAGCACCGUUUCUACAACCACCGGUCAAGCAAGCCAAAGUUGUCACGCAUACCAAUACCAUCGAGGACUCUCCAGCAGAAUUAAUCAAGGACAUGAUACCCAGCCCUCUCACUUCCGCAACCGUAGAUGCAUCAAUAUGGAAGACAGUCCUCUCCACCGUUGAGCAUCUCUCCCAGAGCGACCUCGCCCUACUUGACCGGGCAGUUCACCAAGACGACUUUACUCAGAAACUAGUCAUCGGCCCAAGUUUCUACGAAGGGCAUCGACAAAAGCUAGUAUACCACCUGUUAUCUUCCCGGCAGAUCGUGCUAGACGGCUACUUAGCCUUUGCCCUCUCCUACGGCGACAAGGUGCAAGUCAACGACAGUUACAAGCGCGCCGCAUCAGCUCUCCUAACCCUCCGAUCUCUUCAAGUCAAAAGUCGACUUGACAUCACAUCCUGUCUCAUGCUCGGCUGGCAAAUCCUCCAUUUUGUGCUAAAAGUCGGCGGCGGGGAAUUACUCGAGAUUUGCAACCAGACCCUCAGCCUCAUCAAGCCGCAUUACAUUUCUGAAAAGUAUUUCGAAAGUGCCUACUUCACCUUUCUCACUAGUCUCGUGUUCACAGAGACGGCAGAAUGCUUAAUCAAGACCAGAAUGCCGACGUUGAGGGUGGACCAUCCCGCAGCGUCGAACCAGAUUGACGGCUGCGUUGGCCUAUGUACAGGUCUUUUACCGCAUUUAUACGACCUGGCCGUGAUCAAUGUCGACAUGCAGAAAAGGAGCCAAACGCAAGAUGGGGCCGUGGCGGAUGCAUCAGACUUGCAGACCAAAUUGGAGGACAUCAAGCUCAAGAUCAGAGAUUGGAAACCCCAUAUCCCAGAAGACUUUUGCACCAAGUUUACAGCGUUGGAGGUUUCGCACAUGUUGUGUCAAACGCAGGUGACGCAGACGGCUGCCCUGCUUAUCAUUCAUCGACUACAGCAUCCGUUUGGAACAGAGGACGGCACAGCGUCUGCUUUGGCGUCAACAAUACUAAGUCAUAUUGAUAUGACGGUGCACAUCACGGGAAAGACGCCCAUGUGCGUGGACCUAUCGCUGAUUGUGGCGUGUUUGGAGGUCGAAGAUGAGGGAGAAAGGGCACAGAGACUACGCAGCUUUUCGUCGAUUGGAAGUUAUUCUGGUGUGUUUCAGGAUCGGAUCAAGAGUCUUAUUACUCAAGUUUGGGCUGCUCGACGGCGACGACCGACAUUUUAUUGGUAUCAUUUGGGGGAUAUUCUUUCACCGUUUUCAUAG
Messenger RNA from Pochonia chlamydosporia 170, 1431 nucleotides. Its product is annotated as fungal transcriptional regulatory protein. NCBI's taxonomy places the organism in Eukaryota, Fungi, Ascomycota, Sordariomycetes, Hypocreales, Clavicipitaceae. Gene Ontology annotation, biological process: regulation of DNA-templated transcription. The transcript has a single exon. Gene Ontology annotation, molecular function: DNA-binding transcription factor activity, RNA polymerase II-specific; zinc ion binding. The record is from RefSeq and is a predicted model, not a curated record. Bases 1 to 1431 code for a protein of 476 amino acids.